Molecule: messenger RNA, 1196 nt
Organism: Dalotia coriaria
Lineage: Eukaryota; Metazoa; Arthropoda; Insecta; Coleoptera; Staphylinidae
Product: probable methylthioribulose-1-phosphate dehydratase
Exons: 5
Coding region: 224-964 (246 amino acids)
Cellular component (GO): cytoplasm
Molecular function (GO): methylthioribulose 1-phosphate dehydratase activity; metal ion binding
Source: RefSeq, a predicted model, not a curated record
UCAAAACCGAAUAAUCCGCACUAAUAUUAUCAGCUGCGUGUUGUUUUCGUUCGUCGCGAUCGCCGUCAACACGUGGUCGUGUUAAAAUUAGUCAAAUCGUGGUGUUAAGUGACUUAAAACCUCCGAAAGUGAUCCGAAAUCAUCGCGGCUACCAACACUCGGCACAUCAUCAUCGAAUUGAUUUAUCAUCAUUGUCGUCAGCCAAAACAAUCGCUGACUUAAGAUGGCCUGCUACGACAUGUCUUUUCGCCAGCGGGACUUGGGCCCCGAGCAUCCCAGGAAUUUAAUACCGGAAUUGUGCAGGCAGUUUUACAAUCUCGGAUGGGUCACCGGCACCGGAGGCGGAAUAAGCAUCAAAGACGACGACCGAAUCUACAUCGCUCCUUCCGGUGUUCAAAAGGAGCGCAUCCAGCCCGAGGACAUCUUUGUGCAGGACAUAAACGGCGUGGACUUGGAAACCCCGCCGCCGUCGAAAUGCCUGAAGAAAAGCGCCUGCACGCCGCUAUUCAUGGCGGCGUACACUAUGCGCGGAGCGGGCGCUGUGAUUCAUACGCAUUCUAAAGCUGCCUUGUUGGCGACAAUGGUGUUUCCCGGCAAUGAGUUCCACUGCACGCAUUUGGAGAUGAUUAAAGGCAUUCGGAACUGCAAGCUGGGAAGGAACUACAAUUACGAUGAGGAGUUGAUUGUGCCGAUUAUUGAGAAUACGCCAUUCGAGCAGGAUUUGAAGGAUAGUUUGGCGGCUUGCAUUCAGGCUUAUCCAGAGACGAAUGCUGUGUUGGUUCGUCGUCAUGGGGUUUACGUAUGGGGUGACAACUGGCGACAAGCAAAAACAAUGACUGAGUGCUAUGACUACCUCUUCGACGUAGUCAUCAGCUUGAAGCAGCUGGGCAUCGGGUCGCACCUGACUCCCGAACAGUACGAGCUCAAGUAUCAGGCCAACAAGGCCGGAAGACUGAGCGAAUAAACCGCCUUGAGUGCCUUACAUCGCCCACCGCAAACCCGUCAUCAUCAUCAUCAUCAUUAUCAUCAUCUGGUAACGUCAAUUAAACAUAAACAUAUUCUAUUCGUUUAUGUCCCUUCAUCAAUUAAACCUACUUCUCCUUACUUUAAUAUCAAUUAUCAAGUACAUGCUGAAUGAAAUAAAUGGUGGAGCAAUAUCGCAAAUAGAAAAAUACAUGAUGACAUUUACACAACAA